This is a messenger RNA of Leopardus geoffroyi (Geoffroy's cat), 2418 nucleotides long. RefSeq names its product distal-less homeobox 4 (gene DLX4). The record is from RefSeq and is a predicted model, not a curated record. The coding region runs from base 745 to 1443 and encodes 232 amino acids. The transcript is spliced from 3 exons. Gene Ontology annotation, biological process: cell differentiation; negative regulation of transcription by RNA polymerase II; embryo development. Gene Ontology annotation, molecular function: DNA-binding transcription factor activity, RNA polymerase II-specific; RNA polymerase II cis-regulatory region sequence-specific DNA binding. Lineage: Eukaryota; Metazoa; Chordata; Mammalia; Carnivora; Felidae.
CCGGGGCUCAGCAGCGACGCAUUCCGACGUGCUGAAUAAGCUGCGGGCGCGGGCGGUCUGGUCUCGAUUCCCCUGCGGGUUGGUGGCGGUGGCAUCAGAACCGCGGUGCAGAUCCCCAGGAGCUGGAGAGCGCGACGGAGGGUCCCCUGAGCCCCCGCAGCCGAAGCGCCUCCGCUACUGCGCUGCUCCCUUCGCCCUGGGCCCCGCCAGCUCCCUCGCGUUUCUUCCAUUGAGGCCGAGGUUCCCAGACUGCCCCAAUCGCCCUGCCACCCCAGUAUCCCUCUUGGAGAAGACCCCGAGGCAGCUGGGCCUGGAGCGUGUGCACCGCCCCUCGGACCUCUCGGUUCUGAAUUUCCCUACCGCGGGCUGCCCCGGGGGGCGGGCCCCGGCCCCAGCCUCCGUGAGGUCACUGCGUGCGGUAGCCAAUCCGCGGCGUCUAAGUGGGCGGUGCCACCGUCGGGUCCCGGGAACCGAACCCAAGAGCGAGACGAGGGGGGCCCCCAUGGAUUUAGGGGGGAGGGGAAAAGCCAUGGGGGGCACCCCUUCGGAACCCCUUUCCCUGGCGCGCGCUCUCCGCUGGAAAAGGCACAGAGAGACACUUUCCCCGGGAUCUUAAGUGUGCGGGAGGCUGGCUGGGGGGCUCAUCCGGUCCCAACGCCCGAGGUUCGGAAAAGAGAGAGUUGGCGGAGGGAGCGGACUACGUGCCGAGCCAUGGCCUAGGCCCCGGCCCCGGCCCCGGCCGCGAUGACCUCUUUGCCCUGCUCCCUCCCUGGCCGGGACGUCUCCAAAGCCAUAUUCCCGGACAUCGCCCCUGUCCCAUCGGUAGUGGCUGCCUACCCGCUUGGCCUGUCCCCCGCAACCGCAGUCGCCUCCGAUUUGCCCUACUCUGGGCCGUAUGGCCACCUCCUGCCCUACUCCUACACUGCGCCGGCGACUCCGGGAGACUCCUACCUGCCCUGCCAGCAACCAGCGGCGCCUUCUCAGCAGGAGCCGAAGGCAGAUUCGGAGAAGCCGCCGCUGUCCCCGGAGCCCUCGGAGCAGCGCCCGCAGGCCCCGCCCAAGAAGCUCCGCAAACCGAGGACCAUCUACUCGAGCCUGCAGCUGCAGCACUUGAACCAGCGUUUCCAGCAUACGCAGUACCUGGCGCUGCCCGAAAGGGCCCAGCUGGCCGCGCAGCUCGGCCUCACCCAGACCCAGGUAAAGAUCUGGUUUCAGAACAAACGCUCCAAAUACAAGAAGCUCCUGAAGCAGAACUCUGGAGGACAGGAAGGGGACUUCCCUGGGAGAGCCCCCUCCUUGUCUCCCUGCUCCCCACCCCUCCCAUCCCUCUGGGAUCUACCCAAGGCAGGGGCCCUGCCCACCGGUGGCGGCUACAGCAACAGCUUUGGGGCCUGGUAUCAGCAUCACUCCCCAGAUGUCCUGGCUCCACCUCAGAUGAUGUGAGUCCCGGGAAGGGUGGGUCGGCCCCUAGUCCUCCACAAAGCCUAGGACCCAGCCCACCUGCACCCCUUCUGGUCCUGGAGGAAACCAGCUCCAGAUGGGUUUUCUCAAGAGGAAAAGGCGCUAGAGAAGAAAAAGGAUGUCUCCCUGUAACCCAAACAGCCUAAUCAAGGACUUUGGUCUUCACCACUGCCCCCCACCACUACCAUAGACUGGACACCUUCCCUCCAGCUGAUCGGAGGCUCUGGAGGGAGAGUCCCUGGCUGAAGGGCAGACUCCUCACAGGACCGCUAGUCUUCCCAUCCCUUCCUUGGACUGCAGUCUCCCGCCAGCCUGGAGGCAACACCAACAAGAAACACUUGAGUAUUUUUUCCUCCUUGUGUGCCUUGUGCCUUGCCCCACCCUGUUCUGAGCAGAAGCGGAAGUGAAGUGGGCAUCCGGUGUCUUCAAGUCGACCACCACCGAGUCCCUCCCACCCUCCACCGAUUUUUCCUGGAGGUCAGCGCGUUACCCCCAUGACUGAUAGAUAGACUGCCUCACCCCCCUGGGACGUGGAAGCGAUGCUGAAAAUGUGGUUUGUGGACCUAUGGGUAAUUGAAGCUGUUCUUCUAAGAAAGAAGGAAAAAAAAGCCUUCUUUUUCCUGUGUCUAUUCAGUUUUAGUAGAUACUGGAUCCGAUUAUCCUUUUAAUUCAACGGGUAUUUAUUAAGAGCCUAUCGCCGCCUUUCCCACCCUUAAUACCCAUCAUCCCCACACUCACAUCCUCUUGGAAACCCAGUAGGGCGACACUUUGGGGAGGAUGGGGGACAAGCAGACUCUCUGGAUGAGUGUAAGGAGAGACACCCCCAAACAGGGAGGGUGGGCUGGUGGUUCAGCUCCUCACUGCUGUCUCUGUCCAAGGGAACCGCUCCUAUUUAUAACCGAUCUAGCAUCCUCCACAUCACGAGCUUUCAGAGAUUAAAUCUGUAUAAAAACCUGG